This is a messenger RNA of Eufriesea mexicana, 528 nucleotides long. RefSeq lists its product as uncharacterized. The annotation marks the transcript as partial. Lineage: Eukaryota; Metazoa; Arthropoda; Insecta; Hymenoptera; Apidae. The transcript is spliced from 2 exons. The record is from RefSeq and is a predicted model, not a curated record.
AUUUUAUCCAGAAUAGUUUGGAACAAAGAAGAGACCUCGACGUUAGAAGCAGAUGAAGAAGCAGAAGACCAUGGAUUGACGACGGCAGACGAAUCCCCGGCUAUUAUUAGUAGCAUUGGUGAUCCCCGUAUUUUAAGGAUUCUACGAAACAUGAAACCGAACUGCCCCUGCAAAUCAUGCGCUGAGCACGAUCCUAUAUCCAGUAAUCGACAAGAAGAAGAUAGCGAUUUAAAAAGCUCGUCCCCGGAAGAAAAUAAAAAGAGAAAAUGGUCACUGAAACAUCGAAAACAUGUCUACACGAGUUCAGAGGAUGUGGGUGCUUUGACUGAUUGCAACAGUGAGCAUGGUAAAAAAGAAAGGAAGGAUCAACACAAAACAAAGAGUACUUUAACUCAACGAGUCAAAACAAACUCAAUAGUAAACGCAUCACCGAAAAUUUCGAAUCGUCGACAGUCGAAUUUCUCCUUUUUUAACGCCCUUUUCGAUAUUAUUUUCUGGCCUUAUCUAUUUUUGAAAGCCAAUCGGUGA